Messenger RNA from Gongylonema pulchrum, 570 nucleotides. The record is from the annotation of a GenBank genome assembly. Lineage: Eukaryota; Metazoa; Nematoda; Chromadorea; Rhabditida; Gongylonematidae.
AUGAAUAAUUCGGAUAAUGUUGCGCUACCAGUGCAGUUGCUACGGCUUGCAAGAAACUGCUCCUAUCCAACGGUAGUGCACUGUCACCUCGGCAUCAGCCGAUCCGCAACAUUGGUUGCUGCAGAGAUAUGUAUUGCUUCCUUGCUCAAAGGGCCGUCCUACAGUCACUGCGUGCAGAAGGCAGUGCAGUUAUUGCGCUCGCAGCGUCCGUUUUGCAUUGAGACGCCGAUGCAGUACAUAUUCGUGCAUCGAGUCGUGCAAAUGUUUCUACGCGACUACGUUGGGGAUCCGACUGGCUUUCAUCUGGAUUACAAGCACUGGAUAGAAGCACGCGCAACCAGACCGUUCAUCGAUGACGUCGAUCAGGCGAUACCAGGAUACCGACUUUUGUCGCCGCGCGUUGAUCCAGACCUAAUCGCGCUGACACGACAUCGCGAACGACCGGAUUAUCGUCGUGAAACACAUGACUGUGUAGGGCAGAUGCCAAUUCCGCUAGAAGACAAUCCAGAAAAACGCUUUGAAGAGCUACAGCUUACAAAGCGAUAUCCAAGAGGCAACCGAUAUGACUGA